AUGUCAAAACCUCCAUUGAGUAGGACCACAAACUCGGCCCAAUCCACGACUCCACCAGCUGCCGCUGAGCCAGGUCCCGAUUGGCCCGUAGCGAAAAAGCUUUGGGGAAUUGCUUGGGAGUUCCAUUGGGCUGGACUGGGGACUCUCUUCAGUAUAUUAGCCGUACGCUCUUUCCUCGUUCUAGCGCAAGUUCGAACCAGACAGGGAUUUGGCCGAAAGCCCUUGUUUAUAGCCAUAAACUCUUUGCUUUUUACUUUAGGUGCAACGAGAGCCUUGUUUUUAUUUCUUGACCCUUACUCCUCAGCAGAAAAUGGGAUUGAAAUCCCACCCUGGAUAUCAACAUUAGUUUUUGGCAUAACCUAUCCCUGUUUGACAUCUUCCUUCUGUUUGAUUCACUUGGCUUUUAUUGAAGUGGCAAAGAUCCAGCUUGGAUCUAAAAGGCUCCAAGAUGUUCGCUUUUUAGGUGGUAUCAUUGGAAUUCACUUUGCCAUCGUAAUAACUGCAGAAACAACAACUGCCCUCAAACCCGAUUUUGCAUCGUUGCUGAUCAUAUGCCAAUCAUUCUUCAUCCUCUGGGGCCUUAUACUGUCUGCGAGCUUUAUCUACAGUGGUUUGAAAGUCAUCAAUCAAGCUUCGAGAGUACAAAAACAAAUCGAGAGCAUCGAACUUGGAAAUAGCACAAUCAGAAGAACAUCUAAAAGACCAAGGAAAACAUCAAAAGUUGCUAAAGUAACUCUUGUAACGAGUGUUUUGGGAUUUGUUUGUUGUGGACUGCAGAUUUAUUCAAUGUUCGGUGUUUAUGGAUUGUAUAGUAAAGUUGUUAAUCCGUCUCCUUGGCCAUGGUGGGUGUUUCAAACGUGUUUUCGGUUGGUUGAAUUCGUUAUGGCUUGUACACUAGCCUACAGUGUGACGCAACCUGUGAAACCCGGAAACAUGGCCAAAAACUGAGAAUAUAAACUGGUAUAAAGUGACCAAACGUAAACUUUGGAGGGUGCUUCAAUUUUCACGUUCUUAAUUAUUUCACUAACAGUGAAUUGGAUCUUUCAGCUGGCUCCAAAAACAUCAAACUGUGAUAACUUUGAUUACAUGAAUUCUCAGUUCUACCCCAUAACUACAAUUUAAGAGUCGUUGUACAAAGCUUUUGUCUCAGCACCAAAAAGUUAUGUUACAAACCAAGUAAGAACUUGAAUAAAUUAAUAACUUUUUUUUACCUUUUCUUGCCUCUUGACCCUAAUGCUGUUUCUUAAUAUCUAAAGAAAAUAUCUCCGAUAACGCUUGACAUCUGACUGUAUGCUGCUCAAUUUAGUAACAUGGGUUAAUUUUUGCAAUCGGUUAAGUUUAGCGAGUAAAGAUGUACAAUACCUGAGUGUACCGAGAGUUAAACCACUGUAUUUUGAGACCUGGGCGCCUGCGCACAUGUUGGACUAAACCCCAAUGAGCUCUCACACUGCCCUACAAACUUGUUUAUUGACGAGCAGAGGAUGAUUAAGCGUGAAUUGUUAUAGUGUGCGAAAAAAAAGCACCUUAAAGUUUAAAACUAGUAGUAUGGUUAUAAUGAAUGAAAUUUCUUAUUUCAAAACACAUUUAUGACGAGUGAGAGGGCUAAUAUGCAGUAGACAAACAGAUACAGCAGUGGACGUGACAAAAUUACCUGAGAUAACACCAAGAUGCUUAGUCAGGCACAACCGUGUGUAUACAAUUCCUAGUAUAUUCACGACUAAGAGACGAGAAUGGGUGUGCAGAUCGAACUAUGGAGCCCGAGUGUUUUUAACACUCAGGCCGUCCAAAUAACAUACAAAGCUCAACAUCAUAACUAAAGAGUGGUAUACAAAUAUUCCUUAAAUAAAGUCACUCAGGCUAAACUAUCCACGUGCGCCGCCUCAUACGAAAACCCAAAAACCCAAUGGGAAAAAAUUGGGAACGUAUUCCCCAACCGAUGCAGUCGCACAACCUCUGGGGGUUAAAGGUAAAAAAUCAAUCGAUAGAUGAAUAAAGUAAGAUAUAAAAAUAAAAGUUGAUAGUUCGAAAUACAUUUUAUGUGCACGGCACAAAACAUAUCAUCUUAUUAAAGUGGCGUGAAGAAUUUCAGAAGAAGUUCAGUAUUUAGCAUGCCAUGAGCAGGUGAAUUCAGCGGAUCCCAUAAAGCUAUACAACAAGGACAUUGUUUAUUCACUUAUUGUUUGGUUUCAUAUGUCGCCGCCUCUUACCUUAGCCAUCCUUUUUCAGUCGGCAUAUUUUAAUUCACUGUUUGAGAUAGAGUCCGCUGGGUUCAAGCACAUGAAAGUCACAGUCUUUGGAUUUUCUUUGUAGUUUUGUAUUUUUUUUGGUCACGUUCUUUUUACAGAUUCAGUCAAAACCCCACGAAAUCGCACCAUAAAACAGAAAACAAACAAAUGUGAACAAGCAAUAUUAAGUCUUGCUUUGCAUACCUAGUAUAUAUAAACACUAAUGUUGUGAAACGAACGAUUUACCACAUCCAGAACAGAUAAAGCACGUUUCAGACGAAGGUGGUCGACCAAUUUAACGGUGCAGUUAACGCGCGCAAAGUUAAAUAAUGGGCGACGUUCACAGUCUGUUUCUACAAUGCCGAGCUCACUGCACUAACAACUGACAAUUUACCUGUUCACGAACCUCUGGUCGCAGAUAGCGAACCAGGCCCAUCCUACUGGCAAGAGGCGAAGCAACUGUUGGGACUUGCAUGGGAGUUCCACUGGGCUGGGUUUGGUUUCCUACUGUACGUUUUAGCGGUGCGCUCUGUCUUUGUUUUAGCGCAAAUUCAAGCGAGAAAGGGUUUUGGACGAAGGCCAUUUUUUUUAGGCGUAAAGAUUUUGCUUGCUAUUUUAGGAACAACGCGCGCAUUGUUCUUAUUUUUUGAUCCCUACUCGUCUGGAGAAAAUGCAUGCCGGGUGUUCUGAAUACCCAGGUGGCUUUCAAGACUUGUUUACGGUAUAGCCUUUCCUUCUUUGACGCCUUCGUUUUGUUUGAUCCAUCUGGCUUUCCUGGACGUCACCAAGAUUAAACUAGGGUCUAAAAAGCUUCAAAGUGCACGCUUUGUUGGUGGUGUUAUAAUAUCUCAUUUCGCUCUGGAAAUAAUGGCGGCAGUUGCAAGUGGCCUCAAACAGGGGCACCCAACGAGAAUAUAGUUCAAAACCACUUCAACAUAGCAUUUUUAAACGUAUUUUAGUUUAAGCAUAUUUUUAUCUCCUAAAGAUUUUUCAUCUGCUCGGAUUUCCUAGUCUAGUGAUUCGAAAAUUAUGGGGACCAAAACUUACAUUUUCAAAAAUUUCAGCCAGAAAAAAUGCUCCCGAAAAUUGUAGGUAACCAUUUUAGGGUAAAAAUCCGUUAAAAAUGGGCAGUUGUCUAUUUUUUACAUGUUCGAAGAUCCUAGGAGAGGCAUACAAGCAAAAAAUUUUGCAAAACAUGUUCAGAAAAUUCUAGAUCUCAAAUCGUCUUCCGGAACAGAUAUUUUCCGAAAAUUGUCGUUGGGUGCCCCUGCUUAAACCAAUUCUAGCGCCGUCCCAGAUCUUUUGUGAGGCUUUCUUCAUUAUCUGGGGGUCUCUAUUGUCAGCGAGUUUCAUUUACAGUGGAUUGAAACUCAUUCAUCGCGAUGGGAAUGUACAGAAGCAACUGGAAGCUAUCGUAAUCGGACAAAGUACUUCAAGGACGGAUGGACGGUGAGGCAGAGAAAGAACCUGGAAAGUGGCAAAAAUUACGAUUGCAACAAGUAUUCUGGGUUUUUUGUUGCUGUGGACUCCAGCGUUAUUUAAUGUUCGGCGUUUACAAUUUCUAUAGUCAUGUAUAGUAAAGUUAAAACUCCGUCUCCUUGGCCAUGGUGGUUUUUCCUUACAGGUUUCCGGUUGUUUGAAUUCUGUAUGGCUCGUACAAUAGCCUACAGCGUGACGCAAAGGCCGCGAAACAUGAACAACGAGGGACAUACAUAGACGCUGUUAGACUGUUAUUGUCAGUUCAUUGAAAGAUUGAAAGGAAAAUUUGACUCACGUUCAGCUAGGCCACGAUUGAACUGGUCGGGCUGUAAUUUUAAGUGAAUUAGAUGGUUCUCUCUUUCAUUAUAAAGCACCGAAAUUUAAUAUUUAAAAACCCAGCCGAAAGCAAGACCGUCUUACCUUUAGGCUUAAGGGGUUCACGACGCUUAAAUUUAGGUGAAUUUAUCACUGCGGAAACAAAUCCAAAGGCACCCGAUAGCAGAGAUGAUUUUUGCAAUGACCUUUAAAAAAAGCAUUUUCUAAUUAGCGUCUCUAAGUUACAAGUCGCAAGCAAAGGUAAUCUCUUUAAGCAAACGCCCUGACCUUGACUUAAGCGAACAACGAAGUAUACAGUCCCUAAAAUCAAAAUGCAUGUCCAAAAUAUUGGAAGCAACGUUAAGCUUUUCCACUGAGUGGAGAUCUGAACGGCAACCAAGAGCUAUUUUCCAAACAUAUGUAUUCAUUCUUACAGUCAUUUACCAGUCUUAAAUUAUUACAAAGAAUAACUGACACAUGAUUAAAGAAACUCUGAAGAAACCAGGCCUUUUGACAAAAGGUCGUAUUAAAUGCACCCUACUAGCCAUCGCCGUGCAAAUAUCUUCCAGUCUCUUUCUCUCCGAUAUAUUUAGGCUGAAUCUUAAGUUUCUCCAUUGAAAUCAAAAAGUUCAGUUGUGAUUGUAUUCAACAUACUACUCGGCUCACGUGUCAAGUCAUGUGUAAUCUAACGGCAGCAAUUUUGCUACCCAGCCGUAACCAGUAACCUCCGGUCCAUGUACAGUGCGGAAGUCUAAACUGUAGCUGCUGAGUGGAGCUGGAGAAUUUUUAUGAUCAUGUAGGUUUGAUCCAACAUCAGCUAAAAAGUGGCAUGAAAUGUGAAUUUUCCAAUUCAAACAAGUUCAUAUUUAUAAACGACGGCGCAAUAUUCAGUUUUUUAAUUUUAGUUGAAGUUGUCCUCUUGACUGAUAUAGUUAGGUAUCGCCCGUCUCUGUCACAGACCGCUCAGGAAAACAGAUUUUUAAAGGUUUCUUUUCUUUUUUUGCCCAAAAAAAGUUGUCUCAGGUUUCCGUUAAAGAAUAGUUGGAAGUUGGAAGUUGGAAGUUGGAAGUUAGAAGUUGGAAGUCGGAAGUCGGAAGUUGGAAGACCCUUCUCGGCUUUCGUAGUUUUGAGCAAGAUAUGACAUGGCUCAUGUACAUAUUGUAGUCCAAAUUUAUCCUUGGUUUUAAGUUUUUUCUUUGUUUCAUAAACUCAUUAUCUUACGUAACCUUGGCACUCAAACAAAGGAAAAACCCAUUUAAGUCAGGGAUAAUUUAAUUGAUCCACAACAUACAUUCCUGCAUAGGCCUUUCACUUAAAGCAAGCAUUGCCCCCGAGAAAGUGGAACGGCUUCCCGCCGGCACGAAAACAGCUCGGUUAUGCUGAUGGCGGAGUAAAUAAUACAGAACAUGCUAGUAUUAUCAUGGCACGUUCUCCUGGUGUGUCCGUGUCUGAACGUAAGCAAUAGCUUCAACACUGAGCUGCCGGGCGUUUCCGGGUCAUGUCACGGUUUGCUUCUGGCCUUUUUUAUCCUUGAAAAGUGGUUUAAAUGAAGACGAUAAUUACUCAUACUCUAUUUAUAACACCUAUUUUGUAUCACUAUAAAGCGACACUAAAAGAUGAAGUGGUACCGCCAGUGCUAAGUUUGAUGGCUUGAGUUAAGUGCACCAGAGAGUUGACUUGCCAUCUCUUGAAGAUUGUAUUUUGAUUAUUAAUAAGGACAGUGAUAGAAAGAAGCAUUAAUUGUAAGUGGCUGAGCAUUCAUUUUUCUUUAACUACUUGCUGUAUUUGUUGCGUGUCGAGUAUUUGAUUAUAGUUUUAGCACUGAAUACAACUAAUUAUGUAUGUAUCUUGAUAUCUUUCAUGAUGUGGACGUUUGAAGGGAAGGCAUUGAUUUGAAGGUUUUUCUAAAAACUUUUUUGUAGUUAAAACUGGACAAAGAAUCGUCAGUGAACACUCAGGAAAGUGAACGGGAUAGAUUUGAUCGAAAAAGCCUAAAAGUGAUCGACUUCUUGCAAAGUUUCAAAAAUCAUUCUUCUCAAUAUAACAGAUUAUUGACGGACUUGAUUUCAUUGCAGAUAAUGAUGAACUGUCAUUAAAUAAAACGACAAACUCUACCCAAUCCACGACAACACCGCCAGCCGCUACCUGGUUUUGAUCGCCGAAGCCUAUAAAAAGCGCCAUCCUCACAGGCAGAAGUGACAAAGUGACACAUUAUUGACUGAGUUAAAAUCUGCUAAAGAUUUUUGGCAUCUAGUUCAUUUGAUUGGGACAAUGUCAAAUCCAUUGGGUACGAUCACAAACUCGACCCAAUCCACGACUCCACCAGCUGCCGCCGAGCCAGGUCCCGAUUGGCCUGUAGCGAAAAAGCUUUGGGGAUUUGCUUGGGAAUUCCAUUGGGCUGGACUGGGAACUCUCUUCAGUGUCUUAGCAGUACGCUGUUUCCUUGUUCUACUGCAAGUUCGAACCAGACAGGGAUUUGGUCGAAAGCCCUUGUUUAUAGCCAUAAACUCUUUGCUUUUUACUUUAGGUGCAACGAGAGCCUUGUUUUUAUUUCUUGACCCUUACUCCUCAGCAGAAAAUGGGAUUGAAAUCCCACCCUGGAUAUCAAUAUUGGUUUUUGGCAUAACCUAUCCUUGUUUGACAUCUUCCUUCUGUUUGAUUCACUUGGCUUUUAUUGAAGUGGCAAAGAUCCAGCUUGGAUCUAAAAGGCUCCAAGAUGUUCGCUUUUUAGGUGGUAUCAUUGGAAUUCACUUUGCCAUCGUAAUAACUGCAGGAACAACAAUUGCCCUCAAACCCGAUUCUGCAUCGUUAUUGCUGAUCAUAUGCCAAUUAUUCUUCAUCCUCUGGGGCCUUAUACUGUCUGCGAGCUUUAUCUACAGUGGUUUGAAAGUCAUCAAUCAAGCUUCGAGAGUACAAAAACAAAUCGAGAGAAUCGAACUUGUACAUAGCACAAUCAGAAGAACAUCUAAAAGACCAAGGAAAACAUCAAAAGUUGCUAAAGUAACUCUUGUAACGAGUGUUUUGGGAUUUGUUUGUUGUGGACUGCAGAUUUAUUCAAUGUUCGGUGUUUAUGGAUUGUAUAGUAAAGUUGUUAAUCCGUCUCCUUGGCCCUGGUGGGUAUUUCAAACGUGUUUUCGGUUGGUUGAAUUCGUUAUGGCUUGUACACUAGCCUACAGUGUGACGCAGCCUGUGAAACCCAGAAACAUGGCCAAAAACUGA
Messenger RNA from Porites evermanni, 7238 nucleotides. The record is from the annotation of a GenBank genome assembly. NCBI's taxonomy places the organism in Eukaryota, Metazoa, Cnidaria, Anthozoa, Scleractinia, Poritidae.